Dioszegia hungarica is the source of this 1023-nucleotide messenger RNA. RefSeq lists its product as uncharacterized. The transcript has 4 exons. NCBI's taxonomy places the organism in Eukaryota, Fungi, Basidiomycota, Tremellomycetes, Tremellales, Bulleribasidiaceae. The record is from RefSeq and is a predicted model, not a curated record. The coding region runs from base 1 to 1023 and encodes 340 amino acids.
AUGUCCACCUGGAUGUUCACAAGCAACGAGAUUCAGAGAUUUGAUGAGAUGGCACAUAAGCACCCUGACAUCAACGCCCUUAAUUACAAGAUGGCCUGGGCGUCUACAGUUGAGGGCGUCAGGCAGACCCUCGGCUCAGCCAGAGACCUCCUCUCCAAGGUACGAGCCGAGACACAGAAAUCCAACCUAUCGGCACAACCCGCUUCCGAAUCCCUCAUGGAGCAAACAGACCUGUCAGUCGAGGACAGUGAGGACGGCGGGAGAUCGCAAGCGGUCCAGAAGAUGUACAACCUGAUUGCGAGGAGGCUUGAGGAGAAGGAAGACAUUGUUGCAUUGUCGGAGGGAAAGUGUGAAAGUGUUAGCUGUGAAGGUCCCCGAACCACUCAGAUACUUGGCUAUCUGAUCUGUCGUGGACAGGCCACUCUACGGCACGUUGUCUUUACCACAUGCGCUUGUGCACGCUUUGGGUCAUCACUUUCCGCAUCCCCUCUUCAUUCUGCUCACUCUUCCUGCACAUCCUCCUCCCAGCGUCUGACUCUCAUACACCCUACUGGAUCGAGCUACUUACCUACAUACCAAUCAGACAUGUCUGCUGUCUUCGACGAAACCCAGCUACCGUCCCUCGAGGGGAGCGAGGACUUCCAGUGCAAGACCGGACUCUGCGAGAUUCGAGAGAGCAUGAAACAGGCGAAGGGAAUUGAGCACGUCAAGUCCAUCUUCCGCAAGACGAGCUUAUACCACCGAUUCCUAUUGAUCGAAGCGGAUGGCAAAGCCAAAGACACCAGCGAUUGGGUCGAAAACGAAUCGGACAGGUCGACCCCGUCGAAGAUCAGCGAUACGAUGCAGAAAUAUGCCGGAUUCCUGGCCGUGAACCGCGAGGAAGUGGCGGCAUUCUCGGCUGUCACCCAGACGCUUGCGGAAAAGUGGGCGAAGAUGAGCAUGGCUGGGUCGAGUGCGGCGGAGAGGGGUGAGGCGAAAAAUAGCGCGGCGGAGGAUUCUCUUCGGGUUGCAGACGCUGACUGA